AUGUCCUCAAAUGAUGAAAUACCACAAUUAUCCCCGGAGACGCUGACGGCUUUGCAGCAAUGGCAAGAGGAUCAAAGGCGCAAAAAAGAACUGAAUCUUUCGAAAGGAUUACAAAUUAUCGACGAGGAUUGGCAGGUGAUUUAACGAGUUUAAUUGUUUAUAGGUAUUUGUAGAAGCAGAGUUCAGAUUAGGCGCAGACUUGUUCUGCGCCAUUUGGGUUUAGGAUGAGUUGGAAAAAAAAAAUUAACGUUAGUUUUCAGCUGAGCCAGUUCUGGUACGACGAUAAAACGGCCAGAAGCUUAGUGGAAGAAGCUGUGGCGGCGGUCAGAGGCCAUCUCCCAGCGCGAAUAGCCUGUGUUUCUUCGCCCACGCUUGUAAAUUUCUUCCACGAAUCAGAGGUGGUCUCUCGACCUCGCAAUAAACAACCAACUUUUAAGGAAUACCGACAAGGCGCUAUUUCUGUCAACGUUUUCGAGUAUGACACACGGUUCGCCGCCAAGUUUCCGUCAGAAUUCGUUUUUUAUGAUUACAAGCAACCUUCUUCCUUAGCUCUAGAGCUACACGGUAUUUUUUAUGUUUUUAAAAGGAUGAACUUCUUUCUAACCGACGAAAUCAAACAUGAGUUCUCAGUUUUACUAUCAUUCUGAAACAAUUAUGCAGUCGUGUUAACAAGGGGGGUCUCGGCGCCUGUCCCCGUAUAAGAACAGCUGAUAGGACUUUCGGCAUUUUGAAGUUGGGUUUUGAAUUUUUGGAAGAAACAUGGCUGGGUCACUUAUUUUUUCGUGGUCCCGCUCUUUCCCCGUUUUAGCAUAACUGAGACUCAAAUAGCCUCAAAAAACACGGGUUCACCCCUUGAGAUGACUGGAGGGCUAAUAACAACACUAAUAUACUGCGUUUAAUUUCGCGAAGUUUAAAAUUAUUUCCAGCUAUUUUCCGUUGUGUCUUCCACUCUUGAACGGUUCUCUCGCAUUCUUUCAAUUUUUACCGCUGCAAUUAUUUUGAAAGUGGCGUAAUGAAAAGUCUAGAAAUUUCACUAUUGAAAGAAUGCGAGAAAGAAAAGAUAAGUUUGAAAAAUUGAUUUUAGGUCAUAAAUUUUUAUUUCAAUAAUGAUGAUAAUAAUAUUAAUUCUCUGGGCCAAGAAGGGAAUGAAUCGAGAGAAAAUUCGUCAAGACAGAAAAUAUAUAUGAGAAAUUAUGUUGAAGUGUCUACUUCAAAAAAACUAGAAGAUCUGAAAAAAAAUUGAAUAGAAGACAAUAAAAAAAGAUUGAAGAAGAACUGGUGAAUGGUAUUUGACUAUGUGGAGAAGCUGUGAGUAUUUUGUAGCGAAUAAUUCUUUUCCUGUUAGUUCCCUGGCGCAUUUAAAAGUGUCAUCGUAGGGCAGAAACGUUCAAAGUAUCGAGAUUUGACUUGGGAGCUCUGUGCAAAUUUGACCGUCUUAUUUAUCGUGAAAAUAGAUGUUGUUUUUUACAGGAAAGUUUGAUUUUAUUGUGGCUGAUCCGCCUUUCUUAGCGCCAGAGUGUUUGAUUAAAGUCUCACACACGAUACGAUUAUUAGGAAAGGAAGACGUCAAAAUUUUGCUUUGCACCGGCGCCGUAAUGGAAGAGAUGGUCAGUUGCAAAGUUUUUUCAAGAAAAAGCAAUCUGUGGCUUAAGGCUGACAGACUUCUUGGCCUCCAUCGCACUUCGUUCCAGCCUCGUCAUGCCAAAAACUUGGCCAACGAUUUUGCUUGUUUUUCUAAUUACAAAACGCAAAAAUUAUAACUUUAGAAGCGAUUUUCGGUUCAAUUUUUGUUGUUGUUGUUGUUUGGUUCAGCGAUUAAUAUCUACCGGUUAGACUGUAGUCUUGUUUUUUUAAAAUUUGUUUUUAAUAAACUUUUACUGCUAUAUUCUACCUCCUUUUCGUUUUGGCGUUUCAAACGCCUACUAUCUGGGAAAUCUAUCUGCAUGUUCAAACGUGUUUGGCCGUUCAGCAACGCCGCUUUUUCUGUUCGAUUCUUGUCAGUGGCACGCCACAUGUAACUCUCUUUCUUCGCUCUUCACGCUAAUUUUUUUUUCUUUCAAGGUCUGUUUUCUCUUCAGAUUUUUCCGGCAGGUGUGUUAUUUUUUCUUUCAUUUAUCUAAAAAAUGUCCAAUUUCCUGAGAUAUAACGAAAGAGUAUGGACGAGAGUAUGAGUGAUUUUUUUUAAAGAUUUCGUGCAAAAAACGCGUACAUUGAAUUCAUUUUUGAUGUGCAUAUUUGUUGACUGACCGUGUGGUUACCACGGUCAGUCAACAAAUAUGAUACGAAAACAGGAGCCAGGUUUCAUUUUUUGAUUGACCUUCGGAGAAAAUUAUUAUCAACCUGUGAGAAAGUAAUUCUUAUGAACAUAUCUUAAAAAAAUAUAUAUAGUUUUUUUGCUUUUUCUAUCAGACUUCUAAAAAAAUAAUCGAAAGAUUGGCAAAAGCAAAAAUAGUCUUUUUGUUUCAAUUAUGGGGAUGAGAUCUAUUCAAAACUAAAUUAUUGCAGUGUAUACCGUGUAUACAAAAAUUACGGCGGAUCGCGUCUAUGGCGCCGACGGGUCAGGGGAGCCAGUGGUCGGACGUCUUGUGUUGCAUCGUGUGCAACCUUGUACGUUUGCCUUGAAUAUCAGCAAGACAGUUUCGAUCGGAUCCUUGCAGGUGUUCGACCUAACUCGGCUACCGGUGAAUUUGGCAUGUGGUCAUGUUGUUUGUAAAAAGUGUACGAAAAGCUUGAAAAAUGGGAUUUGUCCGAUUGAUGAGGUGAGAUAUUAAUGUGCUUUUCAUAACAUUUGUCGUUUGAGACCAAGGCGUCGGUUAAUAUCGAGAGUUAUCCAUCAAACAUGCCACUGCUCUCAAUAUUAGAUAGGGUGAAAGGGUCCUUCAAUCAGCACAAUGGCGGUGAAAAGGUUCGCUUUGUUUUUUUCUGGAAAAUUUUCAGCCUCAGGGUCACCAAAAAACGGUCGAGGCCUGUUUGGUGGAGAUGGCGAAGAACUUCAAACGAGCAGAGUCCGAGCGCGGCGCUUCUGUCUACAGCCCUGUGAUUUUCCCUUCAUAUCAUUGAGUUUUUCCCGCAUGGAGGCGACGUUAUAUAACUCAUUACACUUCGGAAUUUGCAGUAGUUUCCAUUGAUAAAUCGGAUAAACAAGUAGCAGAGGUUAUGGAAAACUUGUAAAAUAAGGUGGUCCAGUAAUUUUCAAUUUCAAUUUUUGAGAAACUAAAAAACAAAUUUUUGGUAUGACCUUUGCCCGGAAUGUUUGAAUUCAUCUAUUGUUCGCUACGCAUUCAUUGCCUUGUUUCUUGCAGAAGUUGUCACGGACAAUGCAAAGGAAGUUGGUCUCUUUGCUGUGCUUCCAGUUAGCAGAAGAAGAAGGAAGGUCCAGGGCAGUAAAGGCUUGUCGAGCUAUGGGAGAGCGUAUAAUGUCUGAAGUAAGCUUCUCAGAUUCCGCUGGAAGUACUUUCACAACCAGUCCAGCUCUUUUAAACGAAGUUUUACUCUAGAUUUUAUUGCACACUUUCUGCGAAAACAGUCCAAACUUUUUUUUUAUCGAAUUGCAGAUCUUGCUGGGUAAUCAGAGCAGCUCGCAUGUGAGUAGCAACUUGUGGACAGCGGUCCGAGCGAGGGGAUGUCAGUUCUUGGGACCAGGCAAUUUUUAUCCGAACUUCCUUGUCUGAGCCUUUUCUUCAGCCAUGCAAGAAGACGUUCUCCGCUUGAUUCUGAUAACUCUUGAGAAUGGUGCCUUGAUAGCCAGGAAGACACUGGUAAUGUACGUCGUCACGACGUUGUCUGCCGAUUAUCCACAAGUACUGUUCUAUUCACUUUCAUUCGAUCCGCUUUCUUCCUUUUCGGUAUCGAAGACCUGUGUCGGUCAUGUUGUACAGCUUCUCUAUCGUGCUUCCUGUUUCAAUGUCCUCAAACGAGACGGCGAAUCCUCGUUGAUGCAGCUCAAGGAGGAGUUUCGCACGUAUUCGUCCUUGCGAAGGGAACACGACGCGCAAAUCGUACAGGUUCAGAGUCUUCUCAGUAUAUAGUUUUGCCAGUACCACAUCUGUUCAAGACGGGCGGCCGUAUUACGAUAGUUUAAAAACUUUUUUUUUUGUUAUAAAACAUAAAUUCCUGUACUUACCGAAAAGCGACUACUCUUGUCACCUGGAGAAAGGUUCUUAAAUAUUUGCAAAAAAAGUAGAAAUUUAAAAAAUUCUGAAUCCGAAACAGACGCCUUAAUAUCGCCUAGCCGCUUUAGCGCGGUUAGUUAAUUAGAACAUGCAUUUGAAAUGUAAAAAUUUAAAAUAUGAGAAUUGUUUUCCAAACAAGUUUUAAAUCUCUUGACAAGUUCAUUAGCAGCAAGAAAAAAUAAAAGAGAACUUUAAUUUUAAUCAUUCCAAACUAAUGUUCGUUCCAUCGAACUUUGCAACGAUGCUUCUCGAAAGCUCACUUCCAUUACCGUACUUGCAGAUGGCGCUGGAGGCCGGUCUUCGUAUCAGUCCAGACCAAUGGUCGGCCUUGCUUUAUGCAGAUCAAUCACAUAGAUCUCACAUGCAGUCCAUAAUCGGUAGAAAAAGAAUAAAUGUGCGAUUAUAUGUGCUGUUUCCAGACAAGUUACAGUCUCCAAACUCUUAUUCUCAAGCUUUAGAGGAAUUGAGCGCUUUGGGCACCUCACGAUCUCAAAUAGUAGAAAUGGUACCACACUUGAAAAAGUUUCAGGACAUCCACCCCACUCACCAUGGUUCUUUUAAUUUUUUUUUUCUGAAAAAAAAUAAAAGAUCAUUUAGAAAAGGUAACUUGGCAACGACUAGCUGAAUUGUUAAGUUCCAUGAAAACUUUGAUCAAUCUUCACAUUUCACUGGAUGACAAAAAGUUUUUUUUGCGGAUCUCUAAUUUUAUCGACUUGCUUUCCAUUCAGAAAAGAUGAUCGCCAACGAGACCAAACGCAACGUCGAGUGGUCACAGAAAAGACUCCAUCUCGAUUCAAAACCAAGAUGUGCAGGUUUCUGAAGUGCCGAGUGGGUUUUCCAGAAUGCAGUUACAGUAACAUCGAACUGGAUGGUCGUUGCUCUCGCGGCACUCGAUGUACAUACGCACACACGCCGGAUGAGAUUCGCGACUACAGAGUGAUACAGUAUUCCCAAGUGCCGCGUCCCACCGAAAUCCUUGGCUUCCCUUUUCCGCCACCUAUGCAUAUGCAAAUGAUACGGGUUUGUAAUGACCUUUUCUAUUAAUUUUCUUUGCUAUUAAUUCAAUGGAGAAUGGGCGGCGCGUCGCAGCGCAACAUGUUGUGUGCCUGUCUACGGCCCACAGGGUCACAAGCUUGAUCCGCGCUUCGACCCAACCAAUGUGUUCAAGAAAUGUUGGUAGUGGGAACCCACGACUUCAAAAUCCCUAGCCGUCACACACAAGGACGGAUAUGUCACUCGAGCCACACUGAUAUCAGGAUAGGACCUCGGCUAAUCUACUUGGGGCUCCGACGCAAACGGUACAAAGGCGUAGGAAGAAGAAGAAGAAGAAGAAGAUUAAUUCAAUGGAGAGCUUUUUCGAAACAAAAUAAGAGUAUCCCAUCUCCUACCCUUAUAGAACGUUAGGACUUUUCACAUUGUUAUUUACCUUUUCGAGUAAUUUCCCAUCAUAGAUGAUUUUUCAGAUAUCGCUUUAAUAGCCACACUCAAGUUGACAUUUGGCUCGAUACUUCCGAUAGGCUCAAAAGAACUCUUUGUGUUGAAGCUGCAACUAAACUAGUUCAAAAAGAAAAAAAGCUUUUCUGCAAUGAUCUUAAAAUCUAAUGAUUGUUGAAGUAUCAUCCAGCUGACAAUGGUUACGUGCCGUAGAAGCUUGUGAGGUCCAAAAAGGGUUAAAAAAGAAUAAUUUUGUGUCGAAAAUAUUUGGUUUGGAAAGUUGAAGUAGAAAUCCUGAUUCUAAGUAACAAACUGUUUACAGCGAGGAAGAGGACUUCCGCCUAAUAUGGGCUCAGGUCUGGUCUACAACCACGGGAAUCCUUCGUCUCCUCCAAUGAACAUGAGCCGAAUAAUACCUAGGUCGAUGGGUCGGACGCCAGUUGCCGGCCGAGGCGUCCCACCGCCUCCACCGCCCAUGCUCAUAUCUUUUCCGACAGGUUUGGUUUCUGGUUUUAAAAAAAAACGUGGAACCCUCCCUAGUUUAGAUGGAAGCAUGGUGGUGCCUCCGAACCAGCCGCCGCCAGGACCUCCGCCGCAGAUGCAGAUGAUGCCGGUUAUCAUGCAGUCGCCGACGCAUAUGUCCUCUGCCCCAGUCGUUAUGGUGUGAACUUCUUUAUGUCCUACAAAGAGAUCCUCAGCUGCAGAUGCCAGGAAUGCCGAACCAACCGCCACCCCCAGUUAUGAUCACCAGUGUCCCUCCUCCGCAGCCGCAAGGUCCGCCGCCUCAAGUUCUGCCUCAGUCACACGGUCAAGCCGUUUGGCCCUCUCCAACGGCUGGAGUUCCUCCUCCAAUGCUCAUUCCGGCCGCGUCUCCGCCACAUCAUCCACAACAACAAUUCUGGAUACAAAAGUUAGAAAUCUUCCAAAGGAUUUCUGCAAAGUAGUCGCCGUAGAAGCACUGAAAAUGUUUUUGAAAAAAAAAUAGCCGUAGAGUCAGAGAAGAAAGAAAGUUAGAUUGUAUUGUAUUCAGAAAUAUACUAUCAGUUUUUGAAAAAAGCAUUCCAAGUUUUUUUUUUUCCCGAGUAUCCGGCAAGUCGAUGAGACUGCGGCUAUGCUCAAUGUGUACUUUUUCAGCUCGCAAGGCUCUUUGUUUCCGAUUGAUUCUUUCGAAGGCAACGGCCUCAUCUGGGGGCCUAGCCUCAACGGAAUGCGCGACAGUGGUCAAGAUGCAGAGCAGCUGUUGCUCAAGAGAAACGAAAUUUUGAAGUGAGUUUUGAAAAGCGAUGAAUUUUAUUCCGCUCAGCCUUCCUUUGAGAAAGAUUUUUCAGCCGUUUGACGAUAGAUGAGGACGACAACUGUGAAGACGGAAUCGGCCAUGUCUCGUACACAGUCGCUUCUUCAGUGUUGGAUGAUUCUCGGUAGAAUCGCUAGAAAUGUAGAGGGAGCUUGAAUGGGAGUUUAGAGUGGAUAUUCACCACCCGAUAGCACUGGUCAGUCUCAAGACCGGACAGACGAUCGAAUUGCCGGCCAUUCCCGUCACCUUUUCUACAGUUCCCACCGAGGAAACCAUGUAUGUUAUAUUUUAAAAGAUCAAAGUUUUCAUUUUAAAAAAUGUGGAAUCAUUCUUCUUAUUUCUGGUAGGAUAUUUUCGUUAGGCUUGCAGAAGUACCAUACGUUGGCUGGAUCCCACCCCGGGGUGCGGCCUAUCCCCCUCUAACUGCGGCCAGUAUAUUUGGCUUAGUAUAUUUUCAAAUUUUUUUUCGUGCGCAAAAAGAUGGGCUGGGAUUCAGCCGAUGUAUGAGAAGUAGUAAUGAUAAUUAUGCGAAGCUGUUUAGCAAAAAAGUUCUCACUUAAAAAGAAAAAAGAAAAUUUUUUUCUUUAGUAGAAGCCAAUUUCUCGCCGAUCAAAAAGUUACAACACACAAUAGUCACUUGACAAUCUAAAAACAAUUCAUUUACGUGAGUCGUAAUUCGUAUUGCAAAUCGCACAAAAUAAAAGAUGAGAAAAGUUUCUCUGAAAUCAGGAAUUUUCCGUUAUAAAACUUUAACGUUUUCGAUCGCUUGUGAAGAUGAAGCUUUCUUUGAAUUUCUUAAUUUGAAAUUCCUUUUAUCAUUUUUAAAAAUUAUCUUCGAUUUUCGCUAUUUACUUGGUGACUGAAAAAACUUUUUCCUCGUUUGUACUGCUCCGAGAAACUAUGUGGUAUCCUAGUCGAAAAAAGUGAUGGACAAGUUUUUGAGGAAUAUCAUCGGAGACCUGGUGCAGAACCGGCCUCGCGCGCCGAGUCUGCCGCACGUACAGACUUCGGCGGUGCUCACCGGCUGCCCCAAAGCUCUUCUUGUUGAUGCGAACACUUCGGCGACGGUGCAGGCCGACUGCUCCACGAUGAGUGUGAUGGAAAGUAUCAGCCAGCCGAUCGCGGCGCCUUCCAUCCAGAAGUCGAUGGGUAGUCGCGGUGGUUGAUGGAGACGAGAUAUAUGGGUUUGAGGGGCUCCAUCUUCUGCGGCCGGCCCAACCGCCGUUCUCGUCGACGGGAGUACGGGUCUUCUGACGCCCGUCAUGCGGCCUGUCCUUGUCGCUCAUCCGCAGGACCUCGUUUCCAACAGUCUCGACAAGAUUAUCGAUGUCAAGGAGCGCAUUAGCGAAGCACAGGGUAAGUUUUUUUUUAUAUACCACCAUCCAAUCACUCUGUUAGUUGAUCACGAUAUACAAAAAAAAAGUUGAGAAAGACAAAUAUUUUUGUAUUUCCGCGUAAAAAAUACACUUUUCGGUGGUCUCUCUCAUUUUGAUUCUUCCAACUAAAACAUAGUCUCGGGGCUCCCGCUACAAGAUCCGCUAUAUUUUGAACUCAUCAAGGCGCAAUUUGAUGGAAUACGCACAGAAUAACAAGGCGAAGAACUGUGAAACCAUGCUUUCAACUUGAUCAACUAAACGUAGGACUAAAACGAUUAAAAGAUUGCUCAUGUGCAUGAGAUUCUAAUAUCAUGAAAAUGGAAAUUAAAAAAAGUGUAUAGCUGGUGAACGACUGCCUUGAGUCAUCGAAGAAAAUGGGUCUUGACAUGAUUUUAAAAAAAUGAUAAUUUCGUUAGUUUCCGAGCCUCGAAUCGGCUAUAACUUUCCCAAAACAAAAAAUCUCUUGCACAAGUACGUUACAACGAACGCAACUGCGCGGUUGAAGGCCACGAUCAGAUCUGCCGACGAAGGAUUUGAAGCAGUUGGCCCGGGGCGUUCUGUAACGCGCAAGGUUGGAAAUGAUUGACAAAUUAGCUGGUGAAAAAAAUCGGGAAAAUUGGUUCUUUUGACAAAGUGAUCGCUUCGGGGGUCGGGUAGCCCCGUCUGAUCUGCGGCUUUGGCCACGCCUCUUCGGCGCUUGUUCAGUCCCAGGAAAAGCGUGAUUAUUAAUCAUUUUGGCAACCAGCAAAGUAUAGCCGAUAAAUAUCCGACAAACUCACUUUCGUAAACUUCUUUUUUCUCUUCUCAAAAAUGAUGGCAUCAUGUCCAUCUCAACUUUACAGGGUGGCUCAAAAUUACCCGCACAAGCUAUAAAUUCUGUAUAAGAAAAAGUAAAAGUCAGAAAUCCAUGGUAAUCAACAAAAAGUUUAUUCAUGAUCAUAACAACAAUUAUAAGCUAAUCCUGUUCCAUUUGACUUCCUCUCUUUGCGAUGACAGCACGAAGACGCCGAGGGUACGCGACGAUGGUUGCACGCAGGUAAUCUGGCGACAAAGUGUCUCAUUCCUAGACCAGGGUCUUGUUCAGGGCCUCGAUACUUAAGGGGGGUUUGCCGUUGACCUUGUUCUGCAAAACCCCAGAAGGAGUAGUCCAAAGGUUUGAGGUCUGGUGAAAACGGUGGCCGUUAGUCCUUCGGGAUGAACGCAGGCAAAUGGGUCUCGGACCACUGUUGCGAAAACUUGGCUGUGUGUGCUGGAGCACCGUCUUCUUGGAGCAUCCAUUGACGUCUAUUGUAGUGCUUCUGAGUCCAGGGAAGAAGUUUAUUUCCCAAAAUCUCCGAAAUGUAGACUUUUUUGCUGGUUUUGACUCCUUGAUCGACAAAUACCAAUGGUGUUUUGCCAUCAGCAGACACUGCUCCGAAAACCAUCACAAUAGCGGGGUGAGAGGCUUGAUGAAUGGUCCAUCCGUUGCCAAAAGCUUCAUCAGACGUCUUAGCAAGUACUCGAUGAUUUUGAGGGUUGAAUUCGGCCUGUACCGUGAACAGCUUCUCGUCAGAGAACAAUGUAACCAAGUGUUCACCAGUGCGCGUGCGCUGAAGGAGCUCUCUUGAUAUUUCGAGCCGUUUCUUGGUUGUAGCUUUCGAGAGAAUGGCUGCUUUUCUUACCUAAUACACUGCGUUCAAUAAGGAUAGGACCCCCCUCGAUUUUGGACUUUCUGGCAAAAUACGGAAAGAUAUCAAAAAUCUGGAAGUGCCAUUCGAUUCAGAGUACAAAAUAACCCCCAGAGCCAAACUUUCAUUAAGCACUUUUCCUACGAAAAUGCAAUCGAAAAAACGGUUUUUCGACCGUUCAAUAAGGAUAGGACCACCUGGAAAUUUUGACUUUCAUUGGUAGUUUUUGGUCAAAUUCUCUUUUUGAUAAGUAGUUUUUUUGUUCUCAUAUUAUUUGUUUUCAAUUUUUCUUCGGUUUUCCUUUUAUAUCUUCCAGGUUUAAAAAAAUGUUUUAUAUCGAAAAAUAGGGAAAAAAAUGACGUUUUUUUGAGUUUGCAUCAAAAAUAUUUGAGCGAGUGAUUUUUUUCCAGUACUUUGAAUGAACUUAUCUUAUUAAUAGAGACAUUUUAACAAUCAAAAAAACAAAAAGAAGUUUGAAAAACAUUAGUUUAAAAGUUAGAAAACCAGCUACAAGAUGGUGUAUCAUGACCGAAUUUCAGACUGUCGUCGUUUUCGACCGUUUUUCUUUCUGUAUGUAGUCGGAAUGGCUGUGUACUUUUUUUCCGAAAAUUCGCGAAAGUGCUAUGAACAUAAUUCAUCAACAAGAUAAUCUAAAAAAAUUUCAUUUACUACGUACAAUGCCGAGAAAAAUGUGGAGAAAAAAAUUGGUACCCGCGCUCAUCGAAGGUAUUGUUUCAAAUAGAGCGUUUGGCGGAUUUUCAGUUUGUCAACUAAAUAAAACAAAAAUGAAAACGUGCAAUAAAAACAAUUUUUCAUUAGAAUUAAAACUUUUUAUAUAAUUUAUUUACAUGUACCGCAAAAAAGUUCGAGUAGCAGUCGGAAUGGUAUUUUUUCCUUUGAUUCCCGAGGAUCGCCAAUUUUUAUCCAAUCCAACUAAAUGUCUUUUUGUGAUGGGAGCACCUUCACAAAUCCUUUAGAGUACACAGCCAUUCCGACUACAUACAGAAAGAAAAAAACGGUCGAAAAACGACGACAGUCUGAAAUUCGGUCAUGAUACACCAUCUUGUAGCUGGUUUUUCUAACUUUUAAAAAUAAUGUUUUUUUCAAACUUCUUUUUGUUUUUUUGAAUGUGAAAAUGUCUCUAUUAAUAAGAUAAGUUCAUUCAAAGUACUGGAAAAAAAUCACUCGCUCAAAUAUUUUUGAUGCAAACUCAAAAAAACGUCAUUUUUUUCCCUAUUUUCGAUAUAAAAUAUUUUUUAAACCUGGAAGAUAUGAAAGGAAAACCAUAGAAAAAUUGAAAACAAAUAAUAUGAGAACAAAAAAACUACUUAUCAAAAAGAGAAUUUGACCAAAAACUACCAAUGAAAGUCAAAAUUUCCAGGUGGUCCUAUCCUUAUUGAACGGUCGAAAAACCGUUUUUUCGAUGGCAUUUUCGUAGGAAAAGUGCUAGGAUAAUGAAAGUUUGGCUCUGGGGGUUAUUUUGUACUCUGAAUCGAAUGGCACUUCCAGAUUUUUGAUAUCUUUCCGUAUUUUGCCAGAAAGUCCAAAAUCGAGGGGGGUCCUAUCCUUAUUGAACGCAGUGUAACAGGUGAGCUUCAGCUUGUCUUUGAGGAUCCUUUCCAUCGAACUUCGACUAAUUUUCAUAUCUUUCGCAAUCUUUCUGAUGCUCCGAAGUGGAUUUCUUCUGGUUCUCUCUUUCUCAGCUUUGAUCCGAUCUGGAGUGACGACUGUUGCUUUUCUUCCUCUCCCACAUCUAUCCAAGAACGUGCUGAGCUUUUUGAAAGGAAAUUCAAGUCAUAGACAGUUCUACUUGGGACUGCGAGCCGUUUAAUGAUGUCAACCGGAGCGACUCCUUCUUUGAAAAGGUGCAGAAUGUAAGAGCGAUGUGGAUUCGGUGGUGCCAUAUACCAAAAACAAAACCGAUCGAUCUGAAUUUUGGCAAAAUGGUGAAAAACAUACAAUUAAUCAAAAUUUUAUGUAUUACGAGCACCAGAAUUGCGUUUUCGCCUUGCUGUAUGGCGUCAAACUUUUGUGCGGGUAAUUUUGAGCCACCCUGUGUAUGAAGAGCUGAAAAUCACAAAACCAUUUCAUCAUGACUUUGUCACUCAGAGAAAAUAGUUCAAUGGGUUUUCUUUUCUUUUCAAGUUUUAAUGCGUUUCAUCAAAUUGAGUUUAGUAUUGAGGUUGCUUUUUUUUAAUUGAAAGCUGAUUAAAAACUUUAUUCUUUUUUCGAAACGUUUUUAAAAGAAAUUUGCAUACAUUCAUUUUUUCCUCGAAUGAAAUAAUUUUUGAAUUCAUAUUACUCACAGUUUUUUUCAAGUCUUGAAGGAAGAACACACAAUUAUCAGAACUGUAAAAACAAAAAGACAGUGAAAAAUAUUUAAAAAUAGGUGAUUGAAAUUUUAGGGCCUUUUUUUCUUAAAUAGAAUAAACGAUAGUUAUUUUUAUUCGGUCUCGUUGUUUGGUACAAUAAUUCGUAUAAGAAAAAGAAACCCAAAUGGCGCAGAACAAGUCUGCGCCUAAUGAAUGAAAAUUUAACCAUUUUUCGACCGGUUGGGUUAAACAUCGGUUUAGAAAUAUAGCUGAUUCACGGCUGGCUUGAGCCAUUGAAAAAUGGGUCCUGAGACGAUUAUGCACGAGACAGUGCCUGGCUCGUGGAGAGCGCAGACAAGACACGCCCUCUUAGCGUCCCAAGCUGGCCGUGAAUCAGCUAUACAUUGGAAAAAUGUUAAUGUAAUAUAUGUUUGACGUAAUGCCAAAAACGUCGUGAAAUUCAGCGGGUUCGGCGCCAGAAGCUGUGAGCGAGCACUUACGGAUGGAGCUGCGGAUGGCGGAGAGCGAGAUGGCAUUCCUCGACCCGUUCACCAAGAACAAUUGCCUGCUCCGCGAGCUGCAGCAGGUGGACCGCGAGCUCCAGCAACUUCAGAUUGAGCCCACACGAGCUCAAUAG
Messenger RNA from Caenorhabditis auriculariae, 12892 nucleotides. Lineage: Eukaryota; Metazoa; Nematoda; Chromadorea; Rhabditida; Rhabditidae. The record is from the annotation of a GenBank genome assembly.